GGCCCGUGGUGGCGGGCCUGCGGUGCCGGGGAUGGCGGACGGCGGCGCGGGAGCGGUGUCAACCCCGCCAGGGCCCCCCGCGGGGCUCUCGGCGUCCCAGCGCCGCGCAGAGCUGCGCCGCAGGAAGCUGCUCAUGAACUCGGAGGAGCGGAUCAACCGCAUCAUGGGCUUCCACCGGCCCGCGGUGGGCAAGGAUGAUGAAAGUCACACAGAAUUAAAGCUUCAGCAUGAGCAAGAUAAAUCAAACUCCCUUCCCAUUCCUUCAGUUUCCAAGCGGAUUGUGCUUGGUGAUUCUGUGUGUAAUGUGACAGGCUCAGCUGAUCACGCAGGCAGCAUGGCAGAGCUCAGAGGGGACAAGGACUUGUUUGGAAAAGCCCCAGAGCUGGUCACUGAGGGGACAGGCGAACUCCGUCACCGUCAAAGGGGAGAGCUGCCCUCUGAGGCUGCACCACGGCCACCGAGACACGGCUUGGAGCAGUACCUGUCCAGGUUUGAUGAAGCUCUGAAACUGAGGAACCAGCUGAUUAGUGAGAAGCCAAGCCAAGAGAAUGGGAAUGCGGUGGAGGAGUUUGAUUCUUUCCGCAUUUUCAGAUUGGUGGGAUGUGCUCUGCUUGCCAUCGCGGUCAGGGCUUUUGUAUGCAAGUACCUGUCAAUAUUUGCACCAUUUCUUACUCUACAACUUGCUUACAUGGGACUGUCCAAGUACUUUCCAAAGUGUGAGAAGAAGGUGAAAACGACAGUACUGACUGCUGCUCUUCUCCUGUCUGGAAUCCCUGCAGAAGUGAUCAGUCGCUCCAUGGACACCUACAACAAAAUGGGAGAUGUUUUCACAGACCUUUGUGUCUAUUUCUUUACUUUUAUCUUUUGCCAUGAACUUACUUUGGUUUUUGGCUCUGAAGUACCAUGAUGGCUGUAGAAUUCCACACAGUAGCUACACUAAAGCUUUCUGGACUGUGUUCCUUUAACAUCUGACUGUGCAGGCAGGUCUAAACCUUCAUUAAAAUUCUUACCUGUUGGAAUGCUUGAAAGGGGCCUUAAAUCCAGUAAUUUUGGGAAAGGGAGAGCAGGGUCCCCGACUGCCAGUUGUGUUGGUUCAGUUUAUUUACUGUGUCUGCAUAUUACAAAUGUGAAGGCUAGGAUGCAAGUGUCAGUGAAUGAUUUAUUUGCUUUAGUUAGAUGAUGCCCUUCUCAGCCUCCUUCAUAAAUAUUUACAAAGCUGCCUUUGUUCUUUUUAGUGAGAACAAGAAGAGAAUUCCCUUCAGCAGAACCAUAUAUAUAUGUAUAUCCUGUAUGACUAUAACUAACAAGACGUGCUCAUUUUGUGGUGUUUCCAUUUUUUAAAGAAAGCUCUAAGGAAAAGAAUCCCUGUAUUCUCUUCAAAUGUUCAAGUUCCGAAUGUUGAACCAAGUAGCUGAUUCUGGAGAAUGUUGGUGAAACUUGCCACUUUUUUGUCCUUGCUGUACAUUAUUUGUUGUGAUUGUAAUUAAUUUAAUUUGAUGAUUAUUGUGGAAAAGAGCUAAGCAAAACCAACAAGGAGAUCCUGGUGCUUAUAAAGGUCAUUAAUCAAAAAGUAAGAAGAAAGAGAACUAAUUGUAUCUGUUUAUGAGUUUCCAGCAACCUAAUCCUAGUGCAGCUUACCCCUGUGCUUUCUGAUAUGUUUUUUUAUGUAAACAGUUCAUCUCAUGAGAAUUUUUAUAUAUUGGCACCCAACCUGCAGUAUCAAAUCUUUGCUCUAGUCUUUGUAAAACUUACAAGAGAAACAGUUUUGUUUUCCAUCCCUUAUGAAUUUUGCACAGUGAGAGGAAGGAAGUGUCAUUCCAAAUAGUCAACGUAAAUGCUAUUAAUCUCUGAAAAUCUCUAUUGAAGCCAAAUUUGGUAGUGUUUUCAGCUUGUACUUUUCUGUUUAAAAUCUGGACUUUCAGGUAGUAUAGGCUGAUGCCUAUUUUUAGCAUGGUAAGCCAAAUAUUUAACUUGGUAUUUGCCUGCAGAAGUUUUUUCAGGGAGCAGAUGUGUUGGAUUGUACCUCUCCAAAUGGCCCAGCUUUCGGCUGAUUAAUCUUUGUUAAAGCUUCCUCCUGUAAUUUUAGUGAUGCAUUUCUGACUUUUAAAUUAGAUAUAUGUUUGUGGCCUGAAUACAAGAACCUUACGUUUUGAUUUUACCAUUUUCAUGGGUUUUUUUAAACUGGUUAUGUUACAGUGAAUAUUAUAUUACAGAUAUACAAGGCUGGGUUGCAGAAAACUCUGACUUAGGUCUAUUAGCACAGAUAUUGAUUCAGCAGCUUUGAAUUUAUUUAUAUUACAUCGUAAUUUCAGAAAUUGAAAUUACUGUAAUUUAAGCUAAGGUUGAGAUAUGUAAAUAAUGAGUUUGCUCAAAAAUUACUUGUUCUGAUUCUCUAUUUACAUGCCCAAAUGUAAUACAAAUAAAUUGGAAAAAUCCCUGCAAAAGUCCUUAAAUUUGUACCAGUACCUGCAAAAAGCAAUGGAUUUUUAAUCCUCUUCAUAAAAACUUUAAUCAAGUAAAUACCCUUGCAUAGGCAGAGCACCAGGAGGAGCUUGUACUUAAUUAAGAAAUCUCGAUGAAGAAAUGGCGAUCAAGAAACGACAUUUGACCAAUAAAUCAAUCUCUUUUAUUCCGUUUUUACCUUACCUCUGUUGGUGUACAUAAUUCUAUUUAAUGUUUAUUGCCAGACGGAUUGUUUUCCAUUAAAAGCCUAUUUGCUACC
Sturnus vulgaris (Common starling) is the source of this 2722-nucleotide messenger RNA. RefSeq names its product calcium modulating ligand (gene CAMLG). Gene Ontology annotation, cellular component: GET complex. The record is from RefSeq and is a predicted model, not a curated record. Gene Ontology annotation, biological process: tail-anchored membrane protein insertion into ER membrane. Lineage: Eukaryota; Metazoa; Chordata; Aves; Passeriformes; Sturnidae.